AUGAUGAAACAUAGCUCAAGAAUUGCUCAACUACUACCUCGACCGAACAAUAUUCAUCAAACAAGACUACUAUCGAUACUAAAAUUUAGGAGUAAUAGAACUGUCACACCAAGAAACUCAUAUAUUACAAACAAAACAUAUCCACAAUUGAUAUGGAACAAUUACAUACCCUCAAAUUUGAAGAUAUUUUCAGUAAUAGGUACAGGAAUAAUAGGCUUUAUUAAAUUAAAUCCUAAUGUAUGGAUUACUUUGGGACCUCCAAUUGCAAUAGGUACUUUUUAUAUGAAUAAAUACAUAAAACAUAGAAUAUAUUUGAAUAAUGUGUCAACAGUCCUACCAGAAGUUCAUACAAUUGAUGAUAAAGACCAAAACGUAAUUAUCGAAGAAAACCUCAAAGCCGAAACCGCUUUACCUAGCUUGUUCAAACCAACUGAGAUAGUCAAAAUCUUACCAUACGACGAAUCACAAAUAUAUAAUUUAAAGUAUGAAAUAGACAAUCAGUACGAUUCAUUAAGAAAGCAGAUUAUAGACUUGAUUGAGAAGAGAAUAAAAGAAUCUAUAUUGUUGAGUCAGAAUAGUACAGACCAAGUUUGUAGUAUAAUGAACGAAUUUAUGGAAGACGAUCAAUUUAAUAUAAACAUAAAUGAAAAUGAAAUAGAGAGUUGGAUUACAAGUAAAGUAAAAUUACCAUCUUCAAAAGAUGAAUCAAAUUUAAAACAAUUUAUCAAGUUACUGUUUCCUUACUACUCCAGCAAAACAGUCAAAGAUAGAAAAAGAAUAGGUACAUUAGCUAUUUAUUUAAUAAAAAUCAAUGAGACUGAUUGGAAAAUCGAUAUUGAAAUAAAUAAACUAGGUUGGUUUAAUUCAGAAUCUGUAUGGAUCAAAGAAUUGGAUAACAGUGAGAACAUGGAGAGUGAUCUUUACAAAACAUAUAGGAAUUCAUAA
Molecule: messenger RNA, 945 nt
Organism: Lodderomyces jiufengensis
Lineage: Eukaryota; Fungi; Ascomycota; Pichiomycetes; Serinales; Debaryomycetaceae
Gene: GOA1
Product: Goa1p
Exons: 1
Coding region: 1-945 (314 amino acids)
Source: RefSeq, a predicted model, not a curated record